Polistes canadensis is the source of this 1532-nucleotide messenger RNA. RefSeq names its product phosphoserine phosphatase (gene aay). Bases 454 to 1179 code for a protein of 241 amino acids. Gene Ontology annotation, biological process: dephosphorylation; L-serine biosynthetic process. The record is from RefSeq and is a predicted model, not a curated record. Lineage: Eukaryota; Metazoa; Arthropoda; Insecta; Hymenoptera; Vespidae. Gene Ontology annotation, molecular function: L-phosphoserine phosphatase activity; magnesium ion binding. The transcript has 7 exons. Gene Ontology annotation, cellular component: cytoplasm.
UACUUUUUAAACAAAUAAAGAGAGGUAUACGUUUAUAUAAUUAUGUAGACGUGGACACUUUGAAUUAUGUACAUGUAAUAUAUGUUACGAUUUAUUAAAUUAGAUAGAAAAGAUUUUCCUUUGGAAAAUAUUAUAAUAAUUUAUCUUCAAUUUCCGUAAAAAGCUGAUUUCACCGAUUACGUAAAAGAGUGAGGUUUUUAAUGUAAACACACGCACACGCACAUACCACAUAUGUAUAUUCAACAUGUGACGAAGUCAAUCACCGCUUAUCUUUAGUAAUAUGUACAUACAAAGUAUAAAAAGUCCCUAAUAAGAUUGUUCUUAUCAUUUAAUAUUAUUUUUAUCGAUCACAAAAUUUUUGAUUAAUAUCUCUAUAAUAUAUAAAUUAAAAAAAUAAAUAUAUAUCUAUAUGUUUAAGUUGAGUGUGUCGUGUGCGUAAGUGUGUAAUACGAUAUGUCGAGGAUUAUUCGCCAGUUUACACUGACACAAAUGGCAAAUGUAGAAGAAGUCAAAACUAUUUGGAGAAUUGCGGAUGCAAUAACUUUUGAUGUUGAUUCUACUGUUAUUAAAGAUGAAGGCAUAGAUGAACUUGCUAAAUUUUGUGGGAAAGGCAAACAAGUUACAGAAUUAACGAAGCAAGCGAUGCAAGGAAAUAUGACAUUUCAACAAUCUCUUUCAGUAAGAUUGGGUAUUAUAAGACCUAGUUUAUCACAAAUUAAAGAAUUUAUACAAGUACAUCCUCCACAGCUUACUCCAGGAAUAAAAAAUUUGAUAAAAACAUUGCAUUUACACAAAAAGGAAGUAUUUCUUGUUUCUGGUGGAUUUCAUUGUUUAAUACGUUCAGUUGCGGAACAACUUGAUAUACCGACUGAAAAUGUUUUUGCUAAUAGACUUAAAUUUUACUUUACGGGAGAUUAUGCAGGAUUUGAUGAAAAUGAACCAACAUCGAAAAGUGGUGGAAAAACAGAAGUUAUUCGUUUUCUGAAAGAAGAAAAAGGGUUUAAAACAAUUGUUCAUGUUGGAGAUGGGGCAACGGAUUUAGAAGCUUCUCCUCCAGCAGAUGCAUUUAUAGGAUGUAACAGAACAUGUGGGGUCCACCCACUUCGAGUGCUUAUUGUACAUCUAAAAAUAAUAAAAAGAGUUCCUAUAAACACAUGCUCUAUCUUUCUUCGUUUAUGAGAUAUAAUGUAUUUUGUAAACAGAGUAAUCUUCGUCUCUAAACCAUUUUAAGUACUAAGUACUAAGGUUCAGAACAAGCUUUUCAACAUUCUGAAACCAUUCAGAUUAAUCGGAUUUAUAACAAAAUACUUAGAAGCUUGUAUUAAAAUGCGAUAUGGUCAUUUUAAGUAUCUUCUAUAAAGAUUAUUAGAUAACACGAAAUCAAAACAAAAUUCGUAUAUCUCAUGAAUGAAGACAGAUAGAGCAUAUGUUCGUAUGAAUUUUUUUCAUUAUUUUUAGAUGUACAACGAUCAUCUCCCGAAGUGGAUUCCACAUGUUCUAUUACAUCCUAUAUAUAUAUAUGAAAUUUUUAC